Molecule: messenger RNA, 657 nt
Organism: Musa acuminata AAA Group (dessert banana)
Lineage: Eukaryota; Viridiplantae; Streptophyta; Magnoliopsida; Zingiberales; Musaceae
Exons: 1
Coding region: 140-568 (142 amino acids)
Source: RefSeq, a predicted model, not a curated record
UCAAGGUCAAAGUCUUCCUCUUCGGACUCGGUCAAAUUUCUACCCCUAUUGCAUGCUAUAAGUGCGCUAUGGGUAUCCAACCCUUCUUCCUCACUACCUUCUUGCUUCCAAGCCUAAUUACCAGUUCUACUUAGCUAAGAUGGCGUCCGCCAGCAUCGACAGCUACCGCAAGGGCGCCAUGAUCUACCGCGGGGAUACCAUCUGCAAGAGGAGGUCGAUCGAGCUGCUCGAGGAGCUCGGCCUGCCCAAAGGUCUGUUACCCCUGGAGGACAUGGAGGAGUUCGGAUACAACCGGGAGACCGGAUUCAUAUGGCUGGUGCAGGGGAGGAAGAAGGAGCACACCUUCAGGAAGAUCAAGCGGCAGGUGUCGUACGCCGCCGAAGUGACGGCCUUCGUGGAGGAGCGGAAGAUGAAGAAGAUGACGGGGGUGAAGACCAAGGAGCUGCUGCUGUGGCUCUCCGUCGUCGAGAUGUACGUCGACGACCCCUCGUCUGGGAAGAUCACCUUCAAGACCGGCACCGGCUUGUCCGACAGCUUCCCUGUCUCCGCCUUCGAGCUGCAGCAGUGAGGCAUGGAAAUAUGACAUGUUACCGUCGUUUUAUGCGUCUAAUGUUGCCGUACCAAAUGAAAGUUUGAUCUAAGGUUCUUAAAAUUGCA